ACAAUGACGCAUUCCAAAUGCGACUCAACGUGGAACGCGUCGUAUAAACGCUGCUAAGAGCGCUGCAGGUUGAGAGGUUAAAACAGUUAAAAAUUGUCUAUUGAACUAUGAAAGUACACUAUUCACCAAGCAGUUGAAAAGGCUGGACUCUAAUCUGUCCAUAGUUCAUCCCAUUUCGAAGUUCCAAUGAGGCAAACGAGGCAGUAACGGUAGGGCAGGCUGUAGCUAGCAGCUCACCAUUUGUUACCCACCCAUGUUACCGUUAGCACAUUUAGCCAAGGUGUUUUCGUGUAAACACGUGUAAAGAAGAAAACGUCCCAGACUGGGUAAACCCCGAGUAUGGAGGAGUGCAAAUUGUUGUGUUAGCUAAGGGACAUGCGAGUUUUUAAACUGCGUUGACAACUUUUUAAGGACAUUUAUAAUCGUUACGUCUCUCUGCUCCUGGAUUUGACUAAAAUUAUAUGAAAAUACCUGUCACUAAGUAAUCUGUGCACACGUGUCUGCAAAGCCUUCAUGUUUGUGAGCAGGUCCUCAACUCAAGGAGGAAGUAACGUUACUUGCUAUGCAACAGAGUGGUCACGGUUUUAUUAUGCAAUUGUUCCCAUUGUAGAUUGCUCUAAUGAAGAGGCCACCAGAAGGGGGAGGAAAAGCAAAGACGAUCAAGUAAGCUUUGGAAAUCUCAAGGUGGACCAUGGACGAGACGAAAUUGACUGCUGUUCUUGCGUUGCUGCACAUGAGCUGUUGCACUUCACUUCACAGCAGCUGAAAAGAAACCCACAACACUGUCACGUGACUCCCCAUCGCCGACUCUAGCUGGCCUCUCCAAGAUGCCCCGCACACAGACAAAAAAGGGAUUCCUGUCUUCCGUCGAGGGAGUUUCCCGUCUCUCCAGGCCAGCCAAGACACGCGUGUGUUGUAAAUUACAGCUUUGGAUGUGGAGAAAGCGAAGGGAGGCCCGACGAAUUGGGACAUUCAGGAAAAAGAAAAGAGCUUGUGGGAUCAGCUUUGGCCUCUCGAACACUGUAACAACCCAGUCAGAGAAAAAUAAAAGCAAAGUCCGAAUGUACCACACAUCAAAUGUAGAAAAUUCACUUAGAGCAUCGGUCCUUGUAUCCCCUCUCGGAUCUGAUACUGGAGCUUCAGGCGUGCUCAAAGGGAAGAAUCCCCCGCUGAAGCUUUGUGACUCUGUCAAUUUGUCAGAACCGCUGAACGCUUCCACUUUGUUGCACACUCUGGUUAUGGACACAAAUGUUUCUGCGUGUGCCAUCAGUCCAAUCGUGCCCACAGCUACACGGCCUAAAACUUCUGUACAGCUCGGUGAAGUGACGGAGCCUUCAAAGCUUCCACACACCGUCCGAACCCUGUUGAGCACAGAGAGCCAGCCAGGAGUUUUAACUGCACAUUUGAAAGCAAGAGGGGUAAAGGUACACGUUCAAAGGCCCGAGGUUGAGGGCCCUUCAGGACAAAUCACAGCUGUCACUCCAGGUCAGGAGCAAGUGACGAACCAGGUCGCUCAAGAGAGAAUCACUAGUAGAAAGACUUCUCUAACUGAUAUCAGCGUUCUAAGACAGGAAAUCCAAGAAUUUCUCAAGGAUUUCUACAGAAUGUAUGGAUGUUUCAUCCCAUUACAAAAAAGAGACGUUUUGAGACAUCUGGAGAGGAAGUUUCACACAGAUUUCAGCGACAGGAAAAAUUUCGUCAUCUCAGAAGUUAUCAAAUCCCAAACUGUCAUUGUUCAGAAGCCUGUUCCCUCCUUCCAGGUGGUCUACAAGAAGCACACACUGACACUGGAUGACUUGUCCACACUGGCAGAUCAGAACUGGCUCAACGACCAGGUCAUUAACAUGUACGGGGAAUUAAUUCUGGAAUCUUCCCAUCACCAGGUCCAUUUUCUCAACAGCUUCUUCCACAGGCAGCUCAUGACUAAAGUAUGAUGUGUUA
Molecule: messenger RNA, 1941 nt
Organism: Gasterosteus aculeatus aculeatus (three-spined stickleback)
Lineage: Eukaryota; Metazoa; Chordata; Actinopteri; Perciformes; Gasterosteidae
Product: sentrin-specific protease 5
Biological process (GO): proteolysis; protein desumoylation
Cellular component (GO): nucleus
Molecular function (GO): deSUMOylase activity
Source: RefSeq, a predicted model, not a curated record